Messenger RNA from Gaeumannomyces tritici R3-111a-1, 1683 nucleotides. Its product is annotated as Hsc70 cochaperone. The coding region runs from base 258 to 1295 and encodes 345 amino acids. Gene Ontology annotation, biological process: post-translational protein targeting to endoplasmic reticulum membrane. The record is from RefSeq and is a predicted model, not a curated record. NCBI's taxonomy places the organism in Eukaryota, Fungi, Ascomycota, Sordariomycetes, Magnaporthales, Magnaporthaceae. Gene Ontology annotation, cellular component: TRC complex; membrane. The transcript has 3 exons. Gene Ontology annotation, molecular function: molecular adaptor activity; protein binding.
CAGCCUCGCGGGCCUGCAGGGGUAUCUGUGAUUCUCGACCCCUCCAUGUGCUUCCACCACCCGAGGGUGGAGUGUGUUGCGGCGGGAGCGCGGUCCAAAAAACAAAAGAGACAAAUCAAACCCAAGACCCUUUCUACAUUUACGGCCCGCCCUUAUCUACUCUUUUGCGCCUUUGGUAUUUCCACCGAGCAGCACGAACCGCCACGUCCUCGUCCCCAUCACCGUCUUCAGCACAGCACAGUCGAGUCACUACCAAUAUGGCCACAACAUCCAAGCAGCGCCUGGCGCUGGCCAUCUGCGACUUCCUCACGGCCUCGGCCAGUGACGGCACCCUCGCCGCCGACGACCGGGAAUCCAUCGACGUGGCCGUCAACUGUAUCGCCGAGUCGUUCAAGGUCGACCCCACAGACAAGGCCGCCGUCUCGGCUGCUAUCGGCGACCAGAACCUGCUCAAGAUCUACUCGGUCUACGAGAAGCUAAAGGGCGCGUCCAAGCCCGCCGCCGGUGACUCGUCCUCUGCCGCCGCCGCCGCCGGCCCCGUCUCGGAGGAGAAGAAGAAGGAGGCCGAGGGCCUCAAGUCCAAGGGCAACGCUGCCAUGGCGCAGAAGGACUACACGACCGCCGUCGACUACUACUCGCAGGCGCUGUCCCUGAACCCGGACAACGUCAUCUACCUCUCGAACCGCGCGGCCGCCUACAGCGCCGACAAGAGCCACGAGAAGGCGCGGGCCGACGCCGAGGCGGCCGUGGCCAUCGACCCCAAGUACACAAAGGCCUGGAGCCGCCUGGGCCUGGCCCGGUUCGCGCUCGGGGACCCGCAGGGCUCCAUGGAGGCCUACGAGAAGGGCAUCGAGCACGAGGGCAACGGCGGCAGCGACCCCAUGAAGAAGGGCUACGAGACGGCCAAGAGGAAGGUGGAGGAGCUGGGCCUCAACGUCGCCGGCAACGCCGCCCGCGGCGCCACCCCGAGCCUGGCCGACCUUUUGGGCGGCGCUGGCGGUCCCGGCGCCGGCGGUGGUGCCGGCGGCAUGCCCGACUUCGGCUCCAUCAUGAACAACCCCAUGUUCGCGUCCAUGGCGCAGAGCCUCAUGAGCAACCCCGAUAUGAUGAGCAACCUGAUGAGCAACCCGCGCCUGCGCGAGAUGGCGAACCAGUUCGGCAGCGGCGGCGGCAUGCCCGACAUGUCGGCCCUCAUGUCAGAUCCCACCAUCGCAGACAUGGCGCGGUCGAUGAUGGGAGGUGGCGGCGCUGGUGCCGAUGGCGGCGCCGGGGCUGGCCGCGGGGCCGGACAGUAGAGUUGCAUCAAGUCGGCGCCUACAACUAGAUAACAAAUAAUUCUCAGAAAGCCUCUCUUGUGGUAUCUUGAAGGGUCGACGGAGUCACACACCCCGCGAUAUGGUUCCUGCGUUUAAUAAUGCUGCUUGCACUUUUUUAAACUGAUGUCAGCGCUGUUUUAGAUAUGAUUAGUCAAGUGAAUUGAAGGUCUAUGUACUCUGGGGACCCAGCUCGACGCCCCCGAGGGAUGUAUCUCAACUGCAUCACCACGAGCAUCAUGAACCUUGAUUUACUAGACAGCAGGGAGGCAGAUGUAUUCCGUGACGGAUGUGGGCUUUGUAGUCCGGCCUCCAACGCAGUCGAACCGUUGCUGCGUAAUUCCAAUAUUUUGCACUUGUCACGAUCGAG